Racocetra persica is the source of this 330-nucleotide messenger RNA. NCBI's taxonomy places the organism in Eukaryota, Fungi, Glomeromycota, Glomeromycetes, Diversisporales, Gigasporaceae. The record is from the annotation of a GenBank genome assembly.
AUGCAACCACAAAGAGAUGAAUCUAUGUACUUAUCCGAAAUAGAUUCAUUGAAGCUGGAAUUGGAACAGAUAGUAAAAGAAAAAAAUGCAUUUGAGGUUGAAAACGCGAAUCUGAGGCAGAUUAUUGAAGAGAAUUCUAGACGUGAUGUAGAGUUUAAGAGCAGAAUUGAGGAGUUGGAGAAUAGUAGAGCAGAUACUGCUUUUGAGAAUGCUGAGCUUAAAACUGAAGUAGUAAAAUUAAGACGUGAUUUCGAGGAAAUCAAAUCAAAGGGAAUAACCACCGAUUCUCCAGAGCAAUUACCAAUUUCCUCAUCAGCCAAAAAUGAGACA